Moneuplotes crassus is the source of this 1265-nucleotide messenger RNA. Lineage: Eukaryota; Ciliophora; Spirotrichea; Euplotida; Euplotidae. The record is from the annotation of a GenBank genome assembly.
AGCCAAUGAACACUAGAAUUCUAUACAGACCAGACGAUAAUUUAUCGCUAGCUCAGAAAAUAAAUAUGAGGUUUGUGAUAAACCCUAUGUUUCAUCGCGAGUUGCAUCAUGAAAUAACACCUGUUCAAGAAUCUUUUUGAUACUUUUCAGGAGUGAAUAAAAUGCUUCUCAGACACUUGGAUGACAAAUUAUGUGAAUUAGAGACCAAAAAUGCUUGCCACUUAAUUUCAUCCUGCAAAAAUGAUUCCUUCAAGGAAUUAGAUGGCUGUUAUGAUAGAAAAUAAACCCCUAGAGAACCCCUUUGACAAAUUUUGAGGCCUUAGAUGUCGUUCAGAGCCGCAUAUGGAAGCCAAUCAGAACGAAAACCAAGAAUUUUUAACAGGGCACAUGCCGGUGGGAUUGGCACACAAAUUGGGUAAAAGUCUAAAAAAUCCAGAAAAGAAUUAUGGAACUGUAGAUUAUGUAAAGCCUUUGCCUGUAUUUCAAAUUACAAGGAAUAGGUCUAAGGCUCCCAAACCAGAACAAGACUAUGAGAGGAAGAAUGUUUACUAUAAGACUUUACUGAGGGAUUUCAGAAAGUUUAUUCUUUGCGAGUUCAAUAAGUUUAUUAGAAAUUCUCUUUCUUCAAUGCCCAUACAUAUUUCAGAGUUAUUCACUACUAAGAUAUACGGAGGAGAAGGAAGCCUGAGUGAUAACAGCAUCUCUUAUUGUGUUUUGCAUAAGACAGUAAGGAUGAAAGUGUUCAUACACCUGCUAGAGGCCUUCACAGAUCACCUUAUCAAUCAUCAAUUUCAAGAAUACUCUACUUAUAAUUGAUGCCGAGGUGUUAGCACAAUACCAGCAAGUUUUACAAGUGAAGAAUCCUUACUAGAACAAACUUCUAUUACUCCUAAGGAAGAGCUAAUGCUUGUGCUUGGGUCUAUUAUCCACUACAAAGACUUUAGCCAGACUCGUUGGAAAAAGAGAAUGUCGACAAAACUGGUUGACUCCUGAGUCUCCAUUAACAGAAAUAACAUCAUCGACUCUUCAAGGAUCUCUCCUGAACGAAUCAAUAAUAUCUUCAUGGUCUUCACUCAAAAGAAACUCAUACAGCUAUUCAAACUGAAGCAGAUGCAGCAUUUGUUCAUGCUUUAUUGUCAAGAUGACGGGAGGAUUUCAGAGCACAAAUUUAUGAAGUUUAAUGCUCAGAAAUAUCUUGAGAUAAGAGAAAGCAUAUUGCUUUUGUGUCGUAGUUAUUAAAAUUUGGAUUCAUUUCUCUUCUCCUA